UAAGUGAGAUAACGAUAGAGAGAGAGGGGUAGAUAAGACGCACUGAGGAUGUGGAGGUGAAGAAGAAACACAGAAGUGGACCAAACCCUCCUUGGUGCGCCAUGGCGCUGCAUGUGAGCCCCAAAUGGCUCGCCGUCGAGCCCACCCACGGGACUCAGACCCGACCACGCAGCGCGGUGCGGGUCCGGUGCACCGCGCAGUCGUCAUCUGCUCCUGCUACCAGUCCUUCAUAUGAAGAAGGGGAGCUUGAACGGCCACGAUGGGCCGGAGAGACCCCUCUAUCUCGCAUUGUGGCCGCUAUUAUUGAGUUCAAGCCCCUCUACUCCAUCCUCAAGUUCGGAGCCAGGCAGGUCUUUAUCAGCACAGCACAGAAAAAGGAGAUCCCAUGGGUGGAGAUGAGGAAACAAAUCAUGUCUUCCGAUGUUUACAAGGAGAAGGCUGCCGUUGAAGAUCCUUCACUUGUCUAUCCGGAUUCCGUGGCAGUAGUAUCGCCGAACCCCAUGAUGAGGUCUAUGACUCCAUUCUCACUAAAAGAUUAUUUGAAGCCUUUCCAUGCCUAUGAUGAAGGCAAUCUCUCAUGGCUGGCAGCUGCAGAGGCGGAACCUGCAACCAUGUCCAUGGCUUUGAGAGCGAUUCCUGAGGCUUCUUCAGCAGAGGAAGCUAACAGUGUCAUGAGAGGAAAUUGGCUUGAUGCAAUUAAGAGACAUCACCUUCAGUUUGCUAAAGGUUGUGAAAUCAAGGACAUUUUGGAUAUCGGUUGCUCGAUUGGUAUUAGCACAACAUUCCUUGUCGAGAAGUACCCUUCAGCUAAGGUCACGGGCCUUGAUCUGUCUCCUUAUUUCUUAGCCGUGGCACAAUACAAAGAGACAAGAAGACCACCGAGAAAAAAUCCAAUUAGGUGGGUCCAUGCAAAUGGCGAAUCCACCGGCUUGUCUUCGGCUUCAUUCGACCUUGUCUCCUUGGCUUAUGUGAUCCAUGAGUGUCCUCAACGAGCGACCAUUAACUUAGUGAAGGAAGCUUUCCGGCUGCUCCGUCCAGGAGGAAUGAUCGCAAUUACAGAUAACUCACCGAAAUCCAAGAAGCUCCAGGACUUGUCACCGGUCUUGUUCACACUGAUGAAGAGCACGGAGCCAUUUCUGGAUGAGUACUACACAUUAAACUUGGAGGAGACAAUGAGGAGAGUGGGGUUUGUGAAUGUGCAAUCGCUACUCACUGAUCCACGGCAUAGAACAGUGACCGGGACUGUCCUCCUCAGUUGAUGCUUGUAUAGAGUUGCAGAUUUCCUUUAUUUCUUUAUUCCCUUAUUUGUGCAUCCAUUGAUCCAAUUAGCUUAUCUAUGAGAUUUAAUACUCGUUGAUUGACAAAUUUGUCCAUGAAGACUCACAUUUACCUGUCUCCAUUGCUCAAGUUUUUUGGAGAGAUGUCUCUCUUUUAAUGUUUGAUACAAGGGAAUGUAUAAUAUAAGGGAGUGCAUUUUGUGAAA
Messenger RNA from Amborella trichopoda, 1483 nucleotides. RefSeq lists its product as uncharacterized. Lineage: Eukaryota; Viridiplantae; Streptophyta; Magnoliopsida; Amborellales; Amborellaceae. The record is from RefSeq and is a predicted model, not a curated record. Gene Ontology annotation, molecular function: S-adenosylmethionine-dependent methyltransferase activity.